Messenger RNA from Eruca vesicaria subsp. sativa (arugula), 861 nucleotides. The record is from the annotation of a GenBank genome assembly. Lineage: Eukaryota; Viridiplantae; Streptophyta; Magnoliopsida; Brassicales; Brassicaceae.
AUGAUCACUUGGUGCCAUAGAGAGGACUUCGUCAGAGAUGGGAAGAAGAGGAGACGACAGAAGAAGAGGAGAUGGCUGAUGAAGAAGACUCGACUACGUGAGCCAGAGUAUGAGAUUGGAUUUCCAAGAGUACUAGAGCUUGUUAAGGAGUGUAAAAACAGAGGCUCCUGGUCAAAGUUGAUGCAAACGUUGCAACUGCUCGUUUGUCUUUUUAUUUGGGUUUGGGAACUUGAGUUGGAAACCAGAUUUUCUAUGUCAGCAUUGGUUUGGAUGAUGUAUGUAUGCUUGAUCCAAAUACUAGCUGAACUUUUGAGAAUAUAUCCUUUGAGAACAUCACAAGAUGCGAAGGUGGACAAGGCAGAGAAGCUUAAUGGAGGAAGAGGUAGCAAAAGUGGUGGGUCGUUAGCAGAGGGGACACUAGGUUUAGAGUGGAGAAGGUCCAAGCUCUGGUGUGUGACUGGAAGAUGGAGACAACGUUGGAGUUCUCACGGUGUUGGUCGUGUGAAGGACAACCAAGCAAGGUUAAACCAGCGUCAGAAAUGGAGGGGGUUCAAGUCACCAGCGGAGGAACCACCAAGUUGGAAGAGAAAGGGGGCAGAGAGGGCCUUUGGUACAAAUGCAUGCAACGCUAGGAAAGUGAAAAACCAUGCCAAUGCGAGACCCUGGUUCAGAUGGUGUACCACACAGUACUUGAGUACACGGAGGAGUUCCUGGAUAAGGAACAAGCCAAAAAUUGCAGAGGAGUGGUGCCGGUGGCGAAAGGCAGGACUCCGUAAGGUUAUUCGGGAAGAACUGGAUGGGGCCAUGGAACCUUUGGAGUUUGUUUUAGUGGUGAUGAUGGGGGUCAAGCUAUGGCCGUAG